GCGGACAGCGCGUUCUAUCGGUUAUCGGUUCCACACGAUGGGGGAUAUAUUUAAUCUAUUACUGCUACUCCCAGGAUACUUAACUUCAUCGUGCCUAGGACGUCUCCUCUUUUUAACCCAGGAGGCCUUAAAGGGUUAAAAGUUAAUUUUUGUUUUCAAAUAUGCUGCAAUCAAAUCGUGUCCUACAAAAAGAACAAACUGAACUCUUUGCCAUUCAAAAGAAGUUAGAGCAAGUGCUGCCAGUUAUCCAGGAGGCUCUAAAUUCACUAAAGGUGGAGGAACUGCAUCUAAAGUCGCAAGUGGUUGGUCUGCAGAACGCAAAUAUGGAGACCACUCCGUCCAGAGAUCCGCUUCAUAUGGAUCUUACUGAACAGCCUCAGCCCACUUCUUCUAUGGAAUCCCAGCACAUUAAUAGCCAGCGAAUAAAUCUCGAUACGUUCAGCCAACAGAGGCAGUUUGACGAGGAGGUCGACUCGGACUAAAACGUUUAUUAUCGGUUGCAUCUUGGCCAGAGCUUCACCAGACCACGUACAUUUAGGGGACUUAAAUUAUAAAUACAGUACAUAUAUACGUAA
Messenger RNA from Drosophila ficusphila, 575 nucleotides. RefSeq lists its product as uncharacterized. The coding region runs from base 162 to 482 and encodes 106 amino acids. The transcript is spliced from 3 exons. Gene Ontology annotation, biological process: transcription initiation at RNA polymerase III promoter; transcription by RNA polymerase II. NCBI's taxonomy places the organism in Eukaryota, Metazoa, Arthropoda, Insecta, Diptera, Drosophilidae. Gene Ontology annotation, cellular component: nucleus. The record is from RefSeq and is a predicted model, not a curated record.